AUGCGUGAAAAGCCCACCAGACAUGAGAAUGUUUACCGCAAAGUAAAUAUAUUCUCUCACCCACACAGGAGAUGCGCUUUUUUUUCCCCCUCGGAUAACGGAAAAGUGUCUUUCUGCAGUUGGGCCCAUAAUGGUGAGCGUAUUAGUCUCAGGAUAAAUAUUCACAUCUAUCAUUACAUCAUUCUUUCUUUCUUUUUUUCUUUCUUUCGUUCGUUCUGUCUUUCUUUCUGUGUGUCUAUCUUCUUCCGUUUGUUCACAUCUAUCUCUGUUCAUUUUCAUCUAUCUAUCUAUCUAUCUAUCUAUCUAUCUAUCUAUCUAUCUAUCUAUCUAUCUAUCUAUCUCAGUGUGUUCAUUAUCUAUCUCAGUGUGUUCAUUAUCUAUCUAUCUAUCUAUCUAUCUAUCUAUCUAUCUAUCUAUCUAUCUAUCUAUCUCAGUGUGUUCAUUAUCUAUCUAUCUAUCUAUCUAUCUAUCUAUCUAUCUAUCUAUCUAUCUAUCUAUGUGCCAUUUGACAGAAGUAGUUCGCACAUUUUGAGAUCUGGACGUUUUUUUCUUCCUUUCUUUUUCAUCUUUCUUUCUUUCUCUUUAUUUUUUCUUUCUUUCUUUCUGAUUUUCUUUCUUUUUCUUUCUUUCUUUGUUCUUUUUUUCUGUUUUUCUUUCUUAUUUUCUUUAUUUUCUUUUUCAUUUUCUUUCUGUUUUACUUUCUUUUUUCUUUCUUUUCUCUUUCUUUCUUUCUUUUUUGUCUUUCUUUUCUUUCUUUCUUUUUGUCGUUCUUUCUUUCUUUUUUAUUUCAGUUUUUCUUUAUUUCUUUCUGUUUUUUCUUUCUUUCUUUCAUGA
Messenger RNA from Acanthosepion pharaonis, 834 nucleotides. Lineage: Eukaryota; Metazoa; Mollusca; Cephalopoda; Sepiida; Sepiidae. The record is from the annotation of a GenBank genome assembly.